This is a messenger RNA of Talaromyces proteolyticus, 3247 nucleotides long. Its product is annotated as putative carbon catabolite derepressing protein kinase Snf1. Bases 384 to 2804 code for a protein of 806 amino acids. The transcript is spliced from 4 exons. Gene Ontology annotation, molecular function: protein serine/threonine kinase activity; ATP binding. Gene Ontology annotation, cellular component: cytoplasm. Lineage: Eukaryota; Fungi; Ascomycota; Eurotiomycetes; Eurotiales; Trichocomaceae. Gene Ontology annotation, biological process: intracellular signal transduction; protein phosphorylation. The record is from RefSeq and is a predicted model, not a curated record.
ACUUGUUCUGCGUGCUUCAUCUCUUCCUCGCCUCCCCGUCCAGCGACUCAUGCAUUCUGUCCACCACCGCCGCCUAGCUAUCGCCCUCCACCACCCGCAUUUCCAACUAAGUUGUCCGGAACCAGCAUUGUUAUUACCACACCCCACGUUGAGUGGCUCCUUGUGCUGUGUGGGGAGAGCUCGGCUCGCCCAAUUACUCAACCGUCAUUAAGCCCACGGUCCCCUCUCCGGAGACCGCGCGAACGACCGACUCCUGCUUCGCUGCCAAACCCGGAAUAAGCGACCACGGAAUCCCGGAAACUCAGGUCGUUCUCAAAAAAACGUCAUUUCCUCUCCAAUCCGACCUGAUCCUACCCCCCGAUCGUAAUUCUACCCCUCUUAAGAUGGCUGCUGCCUUCGACGACGAGGACCUUUCGGUGUCAUUAUCUUCCUAUCCUCAAGACCCUAAUAGCCGUCCACGCGAUCAAUCGGCUGCCGGUGCGAUGCCUUCCUCAAACCCAACGGGCCUGGCGAUGCCACCGCCGCCGCGACCAAAUACACUCACCCCGAACAGUGGUCGCAGCUCUUCGUCGGUACAAUCGCCGGCGACGCGGCGGGACAUGCAACGGUUAGAUCAGUAUAAAACGGUAAAGGCAUUGGGCGAGGGCUCGUUUGGAAAAGUGAAGCUGGCCAUUCACCAACCGAGCGGCCGCCAGGUUGCGCUCAAGAUCAUCCCACGUCGAAAAUUGCUGUCUAGAGAUAUGGUUGGUCGCGUGGAACGUGAAAUACAGUACCUGCAAUUAUUACGGCACCCACACAUUAUAAAAUUAUAUACGGUUAUUCCAACAAAAUCCGACAUCGUCAUGGUAUUAGAAUACGCAGAGAAAGAGUUGUUUGACUAUUUGGUGAAACGGGGCAAGUGCAAUGAUGAUGAGGCGCGCAAGUUCUUCCAACAAAUAAUCUGCGCCGUUGAAUACUGUCAUCGACAUAAAAUCGUGCAUCGCGACUUGAAGCCCGAAAAUUUACUGAUCGACAGCGAGAAGAAUGUCAAAAUCGCUGAUUUUGGUCUUAGCAACAUUAUGACAGACGGUAAUUUUCUGAAGACAAGUUGCGGAAGUCCUAAUUACGCCGCGCCGGAAGUCAUCUCGGGUAAAUUAUAUGCUGGGCCCGAAGUCGAUGUGUGGAGUUGCGGUGUCAUUUUAUAUGUACUUCUUGUCGGCCGACUUCCCUUUGACGAUGACUAUAUACCUGCCUUGUUCAAGAAGAUCGCGGCGGGGAACUUCCACAUGCCAUCAUAUAUCUCAUCAGGAGCCGCUCGACUGAUCAGAGCCAUGCUGCAAGUUCAUCCUGUCCAUAGAAUAAGUAUUCCCGAGAUUCGACAAGAUCCUUGGUUUUUGCAAGAUCUGCCAAAAUACCUCCAACCACCACCAGAGGAGUUUGUUGCCACAGGUGCUGAUCCAAACAAAGCUGUUGAUCGACGCAAAAUUGCACCGGGAAAGCCGAUCUCCUUCCAGGAGCAGAUUCAUGAAUUUGCCGUGACUAAGCUCGAGCAUGCAAUGGGUUACAAAAAAGAAGAAAUUGAGGACGCACUUCGCAAGUCUGAACCAAGUGCUGUCAAGGACGCAUUUUUCAUCAUCGCAGAAAAUGAAUUAAUGCACACGAAUUGUGAGUAUUCUGAGCAGCCGGCCGUGCAAUCCCCACAAGCACCAAAGAAUGUCGCAGCUGCGGUCAGGCAAGAACACGCUGUAUCUCCAUUGACUGUUCAAUCACGAGAAGCAACUCCGCCCCUAGCGCCUCCCUCGGCGCAUGUUUCCCCUCCAUGGACGCAUGAUUCACGGUCUGACCAGGAUGAUGACCUACGCGUGAGCCAUGUGCGCAUUUUACCGACCAGUCUUCCUUACGUUCAUGAACAAAUCAUGGAACAACGAGAUGGUAUACGGGAACGUGCUAGGCGACAGAAAAAUGAAAACUCGCCUCCAGAUUUUGAUGUCGAUGGAAGCUAUCACCCUGUGGAAAGGACACCAGAACAACAGGCUGCGACUGCUCGAGCGUUAAAACCCCACUCUCGCAGCAUUAUAGACUUAGACAAGCUUCGUCUCGAACCACCGGAAGAAUUCCACGCGGCACCUAUGCCACAGAAGCGGUCAAGGAAAUGGCAAUUCGGCAUUCGCUCUCGAAACCAGCCUUACGAGGCAAUGCUAUGUCUAUAUAAGGCCAUUGCAGCCGUGGGUGGUGUUUGGGAAAUCCAACCAGCUGAGCCAGAAGGUGAUGCUACGCCAUUUGAGUUUGAUCCAAAUCAAACCCAGCCACUUCAGCGUAAAUACCCCGAUCUACCACCCGACUAUUAUAUUCCCAAAGAGCCGUGGUUCAUCCGUGCGAGGUUACUCAAAGAAGGUGUCUCCGCCCCUGGCGUAUCACUCAGCGCUCAUAGUAGUCGAAGUGAUCUGGGGGAUCUCCGGCGGAAGGUCAAUCUGAUGAAUGCCUCUAUUAGUCCAGAAGACAAAGCGGCCAUUGCUGCAGCAGUACAUGCUAGCUCCGAAAAUGCGAGUGGCAGCGGUCCAUCGUCCUUGGAGCAAAUGCAGUCCAUGCGGAUAUCAUAUGGCGUUUGGGUCUUCAUCGACAUUCAAUUAUACCAGCUCGAGGCUAAUAACUACAUGGUCGAUUUCAAAUGUGAUGGCUAUCAAAACGUUAUCCGGGCUGAGAUCGACGGUGAAUGGCGACCUGUGAGCAAACGGUUCCGCAACAAGGAGAAAGAAGUCACCAGCCCAUAUCCGUAUCUAGAUGUUGCAUCUGACCUAGUGGCCCAACUCGCCGUUGCAAGCUAGUUUUAUCAUUUACCUGGAUGGCUACCUUCCCUUUUGGUUUGCUGAGUUAAAUAUUUCAUACCCUGUGAAAUAUAACUCUUUACUGCUGUUUUAUGCUUCUAUUUCUUAUUAGCGUGGCGUUUAUGCAUAGCUGGGUGAAUGUUUCCUUCUAUUGGCAUUGAAGCUUUCGACUCCAGCAAGGGGAAUAAUGGUCAAUUUGAUUGGUUGGUUUGAUUUGGAACUUGCAACUUGACCCAAUGGCGUUGUUAUUUUCACUAACCUGAUGGAUGCGAUGUGUGACGAAUUCUCUUGAGGGUCUAGGCGGUUGGGCAGUGGGAAGAUGUAUGAAAGUGUCCAGAAAUAGUGAUAUGCAGGAUUGACUAGGAUAUAACUUAUCUUUAUCAUUCAUUAUACCUUGAUCGUGAAUUGAUAUAUAUUUUCUAGAAUUGAAAUGUGAUUUCAUA